CCAAUCGAAAGUCCUGCUAACAGUCCCUCCUUGAAGGAUCGCAUUGGCACGGGUUCGCAGGACUCUCUAUUUGAAAUUUCCGAAAUGGAGUCCAUCAUUGAGGAGGAUGACGUUGGUGAUGACGAGGAGGAGGAU
Dibothriocephalus latus is the source of this 135-nucleotide messenger RNA. The record is from the annotation of a GenBank genome assembly. Lineage: Eukaryota; Metazoa; Platyhelminthes; Cestoda; Diphyllobothriidea; Diphyllobothriidae.